Messenger RNA from Conger conger (European conger), 3079 nucleotides. It is a transcript of the gene fhip2b, whose product is annotated as FHF complex subunit HOOK interacting protein 2B. The transcript has 17 exons. Bases 177 to 2420 code for a protein of 747 amino acids. NCBI's taxonomy places the organism in Eukaryota, Metazoa, Chordata, Actinopteri, Anguilliformes, Congridae. The record is from RefSeq and is a predicted model, not a curated record.
UCCCCUGGCUUUACGACAUAAGCUGGCUGCUAGCUGCUAGCUGCAACUGAACCUGCUUCUGAAAUGGAAUGGCCGCUUUUUUAGCAUUUGACAGUUUACAAACCAUAUUGUAGAACAUCUGACGAGCUAAAUGUAUUCAAAAAUAAGAUCUCCAAGAAGUUAGACCAACGCCAACAAUGGACAUGUUCAGUAAACUCACGAAUCUGUUUCAGCAGGCUCUGGAAACCAGAGAACCGUCAAUAAAUUUGCUGGAAUCCUUUGUGGACCACUGGAAAGGAAUAACUAAUUAUUACAUUGAAACCACAGAUGAAACGACACCUGCAAAACAGACAGACAUUCCCUGGCGUCUCAAACAGAUGCUGGAUAUAUUGGUUUACGAGGAGGAGCAGCAGGAGACAGAGGAGACGGGGCCUUGUAUGGAGUACCUCCUCCAGCACAAAUUACUAGAGACCCUCUGCACCUUAGGCAAAGCCCAGUACCCUCCAGGAAUGAGCCAGCAGGUCCUGGCCUUCUUCUCCAAGCUCCUAAUACAAGUCCAGCAGCCAAUGCUUCACAUCAUAAAUGUGUACAGACCAGUCCAGAAGCUUAUUCGGUUGUGUGCGCUACCGGGAUCACAGACAGAGAAGGAAGAGGCUCAGUUUCUCUUUGUUAUUUGCUCCCGACUGAAACAAGAUCCUUAUGUGCUCAACUACAUCCUAGAGAUUAAGAGGGACGAGCCCAUUAAGAAGAGCAGGUCUACCUCAGGAGAUGGUGUGGGGAUACAGAGUGCUGAAUCCCCCAGCCCAGAGAAAGAGCCUUCCAGCCCCCUGAGGGGCUGCACAGCCCCUGACACCCUGCAGUGUGAGCAACCAGGUCCCUCCUCUGCUCCAGAGCAACCCCAAAACCUGGCGUGUCCCUCCAGCAACAACCUCAUCCACGCCUUAAUUCACCUGACGAAAAGCCAGAAAAGCAGAGUUGCUCUAAAAGCCCAGGAGGGUCUGUCAGUCCUGGUCAACAUCCCGAAGGAGGAAACAGCCCUGUGUCUGGCUGAGAGCACCUCGCUCUGCCAGCUUUUGGCUGGGAGGCUGUGUGAGCUCUACAGCUUGGUACCCUCCUCCCUGGACCCCAUGGACCUCUAUGGCUUUCCUCAGGUUCACUGGAGGGAUCGGUUCUCUCAGGGAUGUCUAGAGAAGACUUUGACGUUUCCUGGCAGUGAGGACAUAGUUGCAUUUCUGGGGUGGUUGGACUUCUGUGACAACCUGGCAGAAGAAGCACAAAAGGUACUUUCUGUGAAAUUGGCUGAAGCGAUUCACCAUCAGUGGCUUACGGCAGUUGUGCAACCUCAGCUGCUCCAGAUAUCCGAGGCGGGCAUCCUGCUGAGCACGGCCCUGCUGUCCUGCGCUGUGCGUCACAUCGCCGCCCCCGCCCUGCUGGACCAGCUGGUCCUCUUCCUCCUGGGCAGGCAGUCGGAGAGCGAGCUACGCUCGGGCACGGACAGCCACACGCUCCGCCACCAGCUCAUCGAGCGCUGCGACCACAUCUCUGACGAGAUCAGCAUGAGCACUCUGCGACUCUUCGAGGAGCUCCUGCAGAAACCGCACGAGCACAUCGCGUUCAACCUGGUCCUCAGAAACCUGGAGCAGCGCGGCUACAUGGCGGCCGUGCCGGGCGGGGCGGAGGACAGGCACACGGCCGACCCUGAGCCCCCGGAGGAGUCCGAAGCGCUGGAGGAGGACCCCUUUUUCACAGACAUGUACCCUGAGGAGGAGUUCCAUUCCUCAGGGCAGCUGCUGUCCCUGCCCCCUCGCCAGGUGGAGCCGCGUGCGACAGGGCAGGAGCGCGUAGCCGACGUGGUGAACAGUUUCCUUUGCCUGGUCCCUCAAGAGGCAAAAACCUCUCAACAUGUCCAGGGUGCAGGGUACGACACUUACGUGCAUGAUGCACAUGAACUGUUUAAAGAAUGCACAGCGUUUUCACUGCAGUGGGGUUGGCCGGCCUCCCUCAAGCCUCCUGAGCCUCUUCCUGCAGGCCUGGACUUCUACGAAGGCCACUUCUUAAAGGUCCUCUUCGACAGACUCGCCGGGAUCCUGGAGCAGCCCUACGAGCUGAACCUGCAGGUGACCUCUGUGCUGUCCCGGCUGGCUGUGCUCCCCCACCCCCACCUGCACGAGUACCUGCUGGACCCCUACAUCAGCCUGGCCCCCGGCAGUCGCUCGCUCUUCUCCGUUCUCAUCAGGGUGAUUGGUGACCUGAUGCAGAGAAUCCAGCACAUCCCAAACUUCACCGAGAGGCUUGUUCACGUCAGGAAACAGCUGAUGGCACUGGAGCCUGAGAUGGUGACAGAUCACAUGACCCUGCUGAAGGGGGUUAUUGUCCUGGAGGAGUUCUGUAAGGAGCUGGCUGCAAUCGCGUUCGUCAAACUCCCCCUGGAAGAACACUGACACUGCGUCUUGUCAUGCUGGAGACUUUGUGAGAGUUCAGGAGCAGUGUCCUGUGAAUAUCUCAGACAGACGGCUGCUUAUUCACGUAGAGCGCAGGUACAUGUCAUGACCUCAUGACUGGCAACACUGUGAUGGACAGUGAAUGGACUGUUCCAACGACCUUCCAGGUUUGGAGGCUUUAGAUGCUACAAAGGUCAUUGCACAUCUUUAUUUUAACUAAUGGUACAAUCAAGUCUGUACUUUUUUUUUGGUGUUUUAACUUUGAGUGUUUUAUCAUUAUGUAAUAUUAAUAGUUAUCUGAUGCAAAUAUUUUAUUUAUGUAUUUUAAGUUAACCAUUAUGACAUCAUUUGAAAGCAAUAUUUAUCAGAAAAAUACAUCUUAAAUUCAAAGGCCAUUUUAGGGAAAAAUAAGCAAUACUGUUUGUUUUGUUAAUGUUUUAAAGAACAUUUGGGUGCAUUAAUAUAUUGCCACAUAUUUAUGUUCUUUGCAUAUUGGUAUUCACUCUUUUGGGGUAUUAAUGUCUUUCCUUUUGAGGGAGGGAAAUAUGUGUCUUGUGUCUUUCUAUACUGUGGCUGGGUUUCUGCUGCCACUGUCCCAUGUACAGUUUUUUUAAAUGUCCCAUUGCAAGAGCAUUAAACUCCAAAGGUUGUCCAUUUUA